AAAUCUGAACCGGAAGUUCCUGCUUGUUUGUCCCCUGCACUCACGUUGUUUACACAGCGGAUGGCACCCACGAUGAACUUGUGUGUUUUGUGUUAAGUGAGCAGUUUUUGACAGCAUGACAAUAGAAGUACGAAGCUUGGAGCUGCACUGUAGACUGAGGCAUGGAUCCUACAUUGGAAGGGGGGUGUUUGGAGCUGGUGGCCCGGGAAAGGAGCGGACACUCGGCUGUAGUGGUGAACAACCUGCUGCAUGUGUGGGGAGGCUAUAUGUCCGUCAGUGAUGAGGAAAUUUUUCUUCCGGGUGAUGAGAUCUGGGUGUAUGAUCUAGAAGGAGGAACAUGGAAGGUGUUUCACAUGAUCGGUGAAGUCCCUCCCUCCAUGUCUGGGUCAUGCAGCUGCUUCCUCAAUGAUCACUUGUACAUAUUUGGAGGUUGUGAUGACAAUGGACAGACAAAUCAGAUGUACUGUGUCGACCUGACAGACGGUAAAUACAUGUGGAGAAAAAUCGAACCAAAAUCUGGUUCAGCUCCUUCACCACGAGACAAACUAUCCUGCUGGCUUUACAAUGAAAGGCUCAUUUAUUUUGGAGGAUACGGUCGCAAACUUCUCACUGACAUUAACAGCAGGAGCAGAAACUUUAUUGCAGAUGAAGCAUCAUGGGUGUCAGACGCCUUCUGGGGAUGGAACAAUGAAGUUCAUGUGUUUGAUCCCACAGAAGUCACUUGGAAUGAACCACAAACCCAUGGCCGUGCUCCUGCUCCGAGGGCAGCGCACGCUGGUGCCACACUUGGAUGUAAAGGAUACGUUUGUGGGGGCAGAGUCAGGGAAACCAGGACUAGUGACAUUCACUGUUUGGAUCUUGAAUCGUGGACGUGGUCAGAAAUAAUCCCCCUGUCCACUCCUCCGGUAGGCAGAUCCUGGCAUACGCUCACAGCCGUGUCCGACACCACCAUGUUUUUGUUUGGAGGUCUGAGUGUAAACUGCAAACCAAUGAGUGAUGGCUGGUUGUUUGACGUUGAAACAAAAAAAUGGACGGAGUUGCAGCAUCCCUUUCAGAAUAAGCCAAGGCUUUGGCACUCGGCAUGUGCGGCCAAAGAUGCAGAUGUGGUUGUGUUUGGUGGAAGUUGUGACUACAUCCUCCUGGUGGACUCUGGUCACUGCAAUGAUGCCAUUGUGUUCCAGACACAACCAUAUCCUCUAUUUAGGAUUUGUCAAGAUUACAUUGCAAAAAAUAUGCGACACUCGGAGAACCUCAGACGUCAGCUUCCUCUUCUACCUCACAAGCUGCUGAAGUCGCUGCAGAAGAGGAUUUCUUUCUACAGAUCGUCGAAGAAGCAUCUCCGUUAAACACAGUGGUUAUUGUUAGAUAGAUUUUUAGUUACUUUUUUAUGUUAAAAGUUUUAAUUUGUAAAA
Molecule: messenger RNA, 1412 nt
Organism: Oryzias melastigma (Indian medaka)
Lineage: Eukaryota; Metazoa; Chordata; Actinopteri; Beloniformes; Adrianichthyidae
Product: kelch domain-containing protein 1
Exons: 14
Coding region: 162-1346 (394 amino acids)
Molecular function (GO): protein binding
Source: RefSeq, a predicted model, not a curated record